AUGCAGGAAAGACGACAACAAUUGAAAAUUCCACCAGCUUGGCAGCCCGACGAAUGGAUUUGCCAUCAUUCAGGAAGUCGACAAUCGACAAGAAUGGACAAUUAUUUCGUCUAUCAACAAUCGAAAAAUAGAUCAGCAACUAGUUAUAGAACUUUAGAAAGAUCACCAACUCCUAAACGCAUCAGCACAGCCAAACUGCGACGACAAAUCGAGAAUUUAAGUCUGAAAAGUGCCGAAUAUCGUCAAUCUGCUCGUCAAUCGAAAGUCAAACGGUUACGUGAUACUAUUAGUCCAGUAUCCUAUAAAAGUUUUUAUUCCUAUGCUCUUCAUCGUCAUCUUCCCACCCCACCUAUUCACAUUCCCAAAAUGUCAAAACAGUCUUUAAAACGAUGGCUCGACGCUCGAGAUGCAUAUCUUGGUCAUAAUUAUCCGUAUAUUCAAGAAGGUCUCCGCCGCCAUCGACGACUACGACGUCGAAAGGCGCGCAAAGAAAUGAACAUGAUGAUCGAUUAUGACGAAACUGUAACAAUCUUAUCCAUGGAAUCGGACCGGUUUACUUUACCCGAACUAACAUCUAGCAGUAGCCAACGUCGAUUGAGUCGAAAAGAGAGCUUUACGAGACGUCUCAGUCGAUCCGAAACAAAUCUGCGUCGCUCAGGCAGUCUGCUGCAGCGUAUUAAAUCAUUUGUUCGAUCACCAGUCGCUUCUUUAAAUCGUCUUCCAUGUCGGAAACGAGCAAGAAAGAAAACAGUGAUCAUCUGGGACAAUUUUGAUGAUAAAUGCAUUGGAACAGAAAUUAGCGAACGAACCACUUCUCGUACGAACAUCAAACGUUCCGAUCAAGGUGUACAAGCUAAUCUACCUCGUCCUCGAAUAGAAUUACAUCAUGAAUUUGACACUAGCAUGGUUGUCGGCGAGAAAAGACAACGAAUACGAUCUGUUCGAAAAGACGUUGAAUAUUAUGAUAAAGCAACAGAGACAGAUUUCAUUGAGAAUUUUGUCACUGUCCAGAGAGAAAAAAGAGGAGAAGAAGAAGAAAAAGAAGUCAAUGCUCGCAGGAAUGAUAAGGCCACUCGUAGUGACGCAGAAAAAGAAAACAUAAACCCAUCUACCAGCGAACAAUACAACGUUGAACAAUAUCAAUCCGGCGACAACGACGACGACAAACAUCAUUUGCCAUCGAUGUCUACUUCUGAUCGGCAACGAAACAAAAAAACAAACGAAGCAAUCAAAUCAUCACGAUUUACGAAUGCAGGUAACCGAAUUGUUCCGUUAACAGAUCUAUUUCAAUCAUCAGCAAUCAAUGAAAAUGAUAAACAAAACGAAUCGAGAUCGGCAAUUGUUACACCAACAGAAUCGAAUACUUCCGUUCAUGAACAAUUGUACAAACUACGGACUCGUUUCAAUCGGCUGUCCAAAGAACGACGAUUGCUCACUUGUCUGCUCAUUCUAUUCGCGAUUGUCAUGUGUGGUCUACUGAUUGGAAUUUUCAUUCUAUCCUGGAUAUAUCAAGGACGAACUUCGAUAAUCUAUCGAGAAGUUAAUACUACUACUACUACUGCUACUAAUGUUGGUGUCAGCGUUGUUGAAGUUCUACCGCGACAUGAACGAUACACAUUAAUCGCACUUAACAAUAAUAGCAGUCUAUCGACAAGUGCUAUUCGUACAAUAUCAUCGACUACAACUACAGAAAAACAACUAGCUCGUUAUGGUGAAUCGUGCGACAAUGAUAGCGAUUGUGAGAAUCCGUUUAUUUGCUUCAAAAAAGGAUCGUCAACACCGGGCAUGUGUCGAUGUCCUUUAAAGUAUGAUUUUAUCAAGGGUCGGUGUGUUGGUGAUCUCAAUGCAUUGUGUACAAAAGAUAUCGAUUGUCAACGAUUUAUGCUCUGUAUGGGUAUGAAGGAUGGAACACGGCAAUGUCAAUGUCAAACACAAUUCCAAUAUGAUAACGAACGACGACGAUGUCGUGGUGACUAUGAAGCUCCAUGUGAAAGCAGUGUGGAUUGUCGAACAAAUCUUAUUUGUAAUAAAACUGCAACAUCGGCAUUUUGUUCAUGUGAAUCUCAUUAUCACUACUAUCCAAGCGGAAAGAAAUGUCGCGGUAACCCAGGUGCUGUAUGCGAUCGAUUAACAGCUGAGUGUGUUGAUAAUGCUGAAUGUCGUGAUGGUGCAUGCGAAUGUUCGAAUCAAUUCGUACCGGAUGAAAACAAAGUGUGCGUCGAUCCAUGUCCAACAAAACUCACAAGUCAAGCACGCAUUCGUUAUCCAGGCAAUUGCCGACGUUUUAUUGACUGUCAACAAAAAUCCAAAACAGAAUGUCCGGAAAUGACCAUAUUCAAUUUACGUACCCAACUCUGUGACUAUCCGAAAAAUGUCUUUGAUUGUCGAUAG
This is a messenger RNA of Adineta ricciae, 2391 nucleotides long. The record is from the annotation of a GenBank genome assembly. Lineage: Eukaryota; Metazoa; Rotifera; Eurotatoria; Adinetida; Adinetidae.